Molecule: messenger RNA, 6391 nt
Organism: Pseudoliparis swirei
Lineage: Eukaryota; Metazoa; Chordata; Actinopteri; Perciformes; Liparidae
Gene: bltp3a
Product: bridge-like lipid transfer protein family member 3A
Exons: 21
Coding region: 164-4126 (1320 amino acids)
Molecular function (GO): metal ion binding
Source: RefSeq, a predicted model, not a curated record
GGUCGGUUGCCGGUGGGUGUUCGACGAGGCAGCGGCUACUCGGCUGUGCCUGCAACGGCUAAAAAGAUGCACACAUCUCGGUCUGCGUCCAACAGAGAGGUGCGGGGAAGCUCGUAACGCCGCGUGCUGAUUCCUGUCUCUACGACACGGACGCGAACCAGAAAUGGCCGGAAUUAUUAAAAAGCAAAUAUUGAAACACUUGUCAAGGUUCACCAAGAAUCUGUCGCCGGACAAGAUCAACCUCAGUACGCUGAAGGGGGAGGGGCAGCUGUCCAACCUGGAGCUCGAUGAAGAGGUUCUGCAAAACAUGCUGGACCUGCCCACCUGGCUCGCUGUCACUCGGGUCUACUGCAACAAGGCCGCCAUCAGGAUACAAUGGACAAAGUUGAAAACAAGCCCCAUCUGUCUGUUCUUGGAUAAGGUCGAGGUAGAAAUGAGGACGUGCGAGGAGCCGCGGGCCCCUAACGGCCCCUCCCCUAUCGCGAUAACAGCAGGCCAGAGCGAGUACGGCUUCGCCGAGAAAGUGGUGGAGGGCAUGUCCGUCAGGAUCAACUCCAUCACCAUCAAGGUGCAGGCUCGUGCCUUCCACGCCUCCUUCGAGCUCUGGCAGUUGCAAGGCAACAGCCUCAACCCCAAAUGGCAGCAGAGUGACCUCCGCUACACCCGCGUCACCGACCCGAAGAGAGGAGAGGUGUUGACGUUCAAAGAAAUAAACUGGCAGAGCCUUCGCAUCGAGGCGGACGCCAUCGAGAGUGACGACCAGGACCUCGGCAGCACCCCGUUACGCCUCAUCACCAACCAGGGACGCAUUCGCAUCGCCCUCAAACGCAGAAUAAAGGACUGCAACGUGCUGGCCUCCAAGCUGCUGUUCAUUCUGGACGACCUGCUGUGGGUGCUGACGGACUCUCAGCUCAAAGCCAUCAUCCAUUACGCCAAAUCUCUCAGCGAGGCCAUGGAGAAGUCCGCGCAGCAGAGGAAGAGCAGGACUGCCGAGUCCCUCCAGACUGCUCCUCCAUCGCCUGGCCUUCACAACCUUUGGACAGAGACCCCACCCAGAGACCCCACUGGCACCCCAAACAACAUCAGUCAAUUAUUUGAUCUCUAUGAUGUCAAGGAGUCUUCGUACCACACCUUCAUAUCCCGUUUGGACUUACACAUAUGCAACGACAGUUCUUCAACGGAUGACGAUGAGGCUCCCCCGCCGGGCUUGCAAGGCGCCAUGCAGCUGACAUUCAGGAGGCUGGGCUUCGACUACUAUCCCGUCCACAGACCUGCUGAUGGAUGUCGGCACUGGGAACGCCACAGUGGAGCCAUGGAGGCGCAGGCCCAGUGGGCUGGGAAGCUGCUGCAGGAGUACCAGAGGAGAGCCGAGGCUUCUGGGUUCCCUGGGCCCCACCCGGAGGGGCCCCCGUCAACCAAGGACACCGCUGCCAAGACGGCUCAAGACGGACAGUCCAGUCCCAAGUCGAGCCCCUCUGACACGGAGCCGCCGUCCAGCAGGAGCUCGGCUCCUCCAGCGGCGCCACUCAAGAGGCUGCGAUCCAGCUGUGUGGUGGUCAGGAUGGAUGACGUGGACAUUCACCAGGUGUCCUCAAGAGGCCAUCAAAACAAGAAGACCCGCUCUUUAUUAUCCUGCAACCGCAAAGCUCUGCGUUUGCCAGACGGCGUGCCGGCGGUUCAUCUGCAGUUCACGGAAUACUACUUUCCGGACAACCCGAGUUUUUCAGUGCCCACCUCAAACCUGUAUGCCCAGCUGAACAGCCUCCAGCUCUGCGUCGACCCGGCCAGCGUGCUGUGGAUCAAUCUGUUUUCCCGGGGGCUGCUGCACACCUUGGACCAGGUCAAAGUGUUCUACCAUUUGCAAGACAGCAGCAGGGCUGAAGAGCACGUCGACAUCCGCAUGGACGCCACUCUGCUCAAGUUAAUAAUCCCCUUGGAUUCUUCCAUAUUGGACCAUCCGGAGCGUCCACAGUCCCUCUCUGUCACCGUCCCCCAGAUGGUCCUCAGUAACACUCGCCUCUGCCCUCACGGCUCCAGAGCGGACCUCGGCAGCACCUGCAGCAAGUUCGCCAGCUGCCCUUUCUUCCAGCACACACCUCCCUGCCCCUUCCCCAGAGACCAGAGUGCCUUCCACCCCGUCCCGUCCACCUUCCUGCGGCACUCUCAAGUGACGGAGCCCCAACCUCUGGAGAGAAAGCAGCUGCGAUCCCAGGACCUCUGGUCCCUCAGCCUGUCCCGUGUGACCCUGGGUUUCGAUGGCGCUCGGCGAUUCCCCAAAGGCGGAACCCAACCCUUCGUCGAGCCCUUCGCCAUGUCUGUGUGGAUGUGCCAGCCCUCUGCCUUGAGAAAUGGAUCAUCGUCUUCCUCCUCCAGUCCCCAGUCUUCCUCAGAGCGGGAAGAGGCUUCGCUUGCCUCUCUCCACUUCUUGGCCCACACCAUCACCCCAGUGAAGGUGUGGCUCAACCACUACCAGUAUGUAGCCCUGCUGAGGAUGAAGGAUGCCAUGGCUCGGUUGGGGGCGGAGCUAGGCCGGGAUCUACGAGAUGUGGAGCAGGCCCGUGGCCAGAAGACAAAGUCCGCUACAGUUUGUCUUGCCCUCCUGGUGGACUCUGCAGAAUUGGGUCUCCUGUUGCCACCAGUGAGCACAGAUUCCGAGGAAGAGGUCCCCCACACCCCAGAGACCGACAGCGCCAGCAUAACUGACUCUGACAUCUCCCCCACUCAUCACUCCGCAGUGCUGGAGGACAGCGGGGUGGAGAACGGCAUCUCCCCCAUCAACACUGUGCCUGCGACUGAACAGGAUGGGGCGGUGGAGGAGGCACGCGAGGCUGUGGAGGAGGAGGACGGCUCGGCGACCCGGCAGGACACCCCCGUCCUCUCGCCCCCACGCUCACCCGGACAGUCGGCCGCACUCUCCCGCGGACUGUCCAACUUUAGCCUGGAGGGAGAGCUGUCCAGCGCCAUCAACGUCACCAAGGACGCCAUCAGUGCCUCUCUGGACCUGACCAAAGGGGCGUUUUCCAUCACGAAGGACGCCUUCAGCAUGCUGAGUCGUGGCUCGGGCAUGAGCAAGUUGUUCAGUACGCAGGCAAAGGAACAGGUCCAGCGUUCAGAGGAGACCUCCCCCUCUUUGGCCGCCAGCCUGCGCCAUCAACCCAUGAAGCAGUCGUCUUCCCAGCAUUCCUUUGACAGCGCGAUCUUGGAUGGCAGCCUGCCUGACGAGAAUCUCUCCGUGGAUAGUGACAUCAGCGACAAUUUUGUCGGCCUCAUGGGCUCGGAGUCGGGCACGGAGACGCGUCCCAACAACACUCCCGCAGGCAGCCGAGGCGACGUGGCCCCUGGUACUGAGGGAGGCUCUUCAGCGGACCUCAGCAGCUCCCUGUCCCAAAGUAUAGAGGACAUGUCUGAGGACAUGUCCUCAGUGUUGCUGCUGGUCCUGAGUGGAGCAGCGUGUACCGUGGAAGUGAAGGGAGAAGAUCAGGUCGUGGCUGUAGAGGCUCAGAAUAUGAGCCCGGUGCAGAUGGGCAAUAUCAGGGUAUCGGACCUGCUGGCUGGCCUCAUCCAGGCUCCAAGCGGAGCCGUCCCGAAGCAGGACAAGCGGGGUAUCGGGGGCUCUCCGGUCGUGUGCAUGCGGGCAGAAAUGGGUCCGCGUGCAGCCCGGCACUCCGCUAUGGCCGAGGCUUCGGGCUUUUUGGAUAUCAGAUUGCAAGACUGCCAGGCCCAGUUGUUGGCCUCCACCGUGACCAACAUCGGCCCCUUUCUGGAGGACGAGUUCAGUGUUGACGGUCAGCCAAUGAAGUUACAUAUGAGCAACAUCACCAUCACUAUGAAGGAUGACGGCCCUAAACUCUACCCGACGGCCCCUCAACCGGUCCCGGCCUCGUUCAUUGUAGAUCAGCUGCUGCUCGAGCGUGGUGACGAUGGCGUCAUGAGGCUCAGAGCUGGAGGUGCAGACCGCCCUAAAGCCUCGGCAGGCGUUCCCGUGUCCUGCUCUGAACAGCAGCGUGAGAGACAAACCCUGGAGUCCCAGCUCUCCGAUGCCCAGGCCGCUCUCACCCAGGCCCGCGGGGACAGACAGCGCCUCCUUCUGGAAGUCAGGAAGCACAACCCCACCUUCACCCUCUGACCUCCCGGGGAACGGUGAGGGGACGCAUCGGGCUGAAUGUCGGGAACCAGCCUGACUCGAUAACUGGACAUUGGACAUGUUCGAAAAAGGAGCUUUGAAUCCGAGUUGUGGCUUUGGAUCGCGUCCCACACAAAAAAAACCUGUAGCAAUUAUAAAUAGGGGAACCAAGCGAAUUAACUUAUAGGUACAUUUAUGGUACUACGUUUUACCUGGCAGUCUAAAUAUUCCCCGCUGCUGUUCCACAAAUGAUCCCGGUCGUUUCUCAUCCACGUCCGCGUGGACCGUAACCGCGUCGCGUGGUUUUUCGGUGCUUGUCACGCAGCAUGCGAGGUUUAACACCACGACGCUUUCAUUCUCUCCCAGUAAAUUGUUUGUGUUUUUUCGGAAAUUGAGCACAUGCCAAAAAAACCUCCUCCUCCCGCGACACCGACACUGCCAGACCGCUGCUAGUCCGUCAGCUUCCACACGACUCAUUCACGUGUAGCACAUUUACAGACGGACAAGAAGCGGAAUCGACGUAAUAACGUAGAUCGCUCCCGUUAGGUGUGUGCGACGUUUCAUUGGAAACGUAUUCUGAUAAUAUUAUCAGCUGUUGCUCGUUGAACAUGUGUAGGGGAAACUGCACUUUUUUUAUUUUAAAGGAAGCCGGACUCCACUGCUUUCACUGACAAGACGGAUGCAUCUUCUCAAUUUCCUCCGUGGUGGCUUCAUCCCCGAGGGGGGGGCGGUCGCUCUUAUCCAGUUCUCACCGAUCGAGCUUCAAUUGUACCGAGGAACGAUGUUCUCAGUGGUCCGACGUCCACUAGAGCGCGAGAGAUGGGCACGUCUUUGGGACCGCAGCUCCAGUAUUGGAAUGGGGUUAUUAUCUUCACUCAAACUCCCUGGUUUUAAGAGGUUUUAGAUCAUACCACCAACCAGUUCUAAUACUUGAUCGCCUUAAAAACUGGUAUUGUCGUUUGCCAGGAAACAUCUCCGACUGCGCGUGUCACUACCUCUGUGCACAUGAGUCACGUACAAGUGGUUAUGCACUUACAUGUGUCUAUUUAUUUAGAUUUGUCAAAGGCUAAAGUUACUUUACACGAGUGUAUUGAAGCCAAAUCAAAGAAAAAGACGUGAUGUGUGCACAAAUUGUUUCAUGUUAAUUUAGGAACAUUCACGACACACUGAGAUUCUUCAGUGGGUUUUAAUCCUGAUGAGUUGCAGAUGUUAUCUAUCGGACCCGUUCCCAGUUCACGUAUGUCACCGUCUUCUAUGCAUACAUCUGUUCUAUGCAUGGAUUCGUUCAUCAAAAAGACUGUCGAACAGUAUAACAUGCAUCGUUAUGAUACUUUGGUACAUUUUACGUACAAAUGUUCUGUUGUUAAAUCUGUGGUUUAGAGUGCUGCCUGUGGAGGAAGUUAUCCGUUUGAAUGAUCUUUCAUUGUCAUCCCAUUGUGUGCUUGGGCGACCCCUGGUGGCCUGGACGUGCCAGAGCAGUCGGCAUUCUGAAUAUUUUCUUUCUCAACGUUGGCUGCCUUGCAAGCUCUGAAUGACGGAGAGGAAUGUCAAAUAUUUACGCAAUAGAAAGACUUGGUUGAACCAAAAACACGACAAAGGAACCACAACGCGACACAUCUCUCAAGUGGAAUUCUUCAAUGUUCAAGAUGACUUAUCUAGUAAUUUACCCGUCUACCAGGUUUUAAUGUGUUCCCCUAACCUGCAUGUGAACUCAACACAUCCUAACCAUGAGUGUUAUAAUGCAGAGAUGCUGCCCUUUGACCUCUGUAGGAGUCCGUUGUGAUCGCAGCUUUCGAUGUUUUGGUUUUUGCAUGGCCUUAGUAGACAACAACAAAAUACAGCGGUACAAAGUUAGAUUUCCCAUGCUGGAUGCCACUUGUAGCUUUAAAUCCAGACUAUAUUUUGCGAGUAGCAGCCGUUCCGCUGACAAACCGGUGCUCUAUGAUCCAUCUGCUCAUCAACACGCAAAAGAGACGGAUGGAGAAUGAAGGGAGACUCACUACAACCUGGCAAAAUGUGGCCACUGAAAGCAGAUGCAUGUUCUGAAGUAAUGUUGCAUUGUUUAUGCCUUGUGAGUUACUUGCACUCGUAUGAUAAAUUCAAUUCAAUUUGUCACUUGUUUUGAUGUAAAUCUGUAUAUUUGUCAGUUGUGUAGUUAUUUUGUAUCGUCUUUAUCACUUCAUUGAGACUAAUAUAAAAAUUGGUUCUGUGAACCGGAGCUAGUAUGUGGGAAAUAUUUUGAAAAAAUAAAUGAUUAAUUGAACACAU